Molecule: messenger RNA, 1254 nt
Organism: Pogonomyrmex barbatus (red harvester ant)
Lineage: Eukaryota; Metazoa; Arthropoda; Insecta; Hymenoptera; Formicidae
Source: RefSeq, a predicted model, not a curated record
UGCUGUGCAUCAUUCGUUGGACUGAAGGAUAACUAUUUGCAGCGACACUGCACGUACAAGCAACGUUUGUUGACGUUGUCGUUUUCGGAAGAUUGACGCGACGAGAUCUAGGAGAAUGAACAGUAGCACGAAAAGUGCUGAUUAAAAAAAUAUAAUAUCUGCCUAUUCGCAAAUAGACUUGCGAUUAAAAUAUAUUCCUUGAAUCGGGAUUAUGUAAGUGUACUUGCGUGCGUAGAGGAGAAAUUUCAUCGGAAAACUGUGAAGCUGUGCGUUCCAACUAAACAUAUUUCUGCCGUUCAGCCACUCCUUUUCAAGGUGACGGCAACGCGUGAACGGUCGUUGCACGCUGACCGUGACAGUGACGUGACGUAAAAAGUGAAAGAUGGUAGAAUACAGGUCGGCGUUCUCCGGAUUCUUCAAAGAGCGCUUCAAAGCUAAAAUCGACACCGACGAGGUGGAAUUCGAAAGAGGUGCGCAGAAAGUCGAUGCGCAACGAGCGGGCAAUUCUCUUUCGAGUUCGAACCGCUCGGUUGGACGGAGGGAACCAUACGGUUGCUCGUGCGGGUCCGAAUAACACCGUAUUUCGUGUGGUCCGAGGAGGUCUCGAGAGAAGACAGAGGGAAAAAGGUCGGCCGAAAGAAAAAGAUCGUCAGUGUCGAUGAAUCCGAGUGGUGGUAAACCGGUCUGAGAAUGAAGGCGAUUGGCCGGAUCCUGGCGUAUGCGCUAUUGGCAGCUGCAUUUACGAAAAAUGUGCUCGCAAUGAGUGCCGCGAAUGUCAAAUUUUCGCGAGACUACAACAAAUUCGCACCGUUCAACAUCACAAAACUCGAGUUGGUCUUGAAGUCGCUGAAUUUUGACGCCGGGGACCCUCGAAGUAUCCUGGACGGCAUGUUCAAAAGCGAAUCCAUGCAAGAAACUGAGCGUGAGGAGUCGCGCACUUUUGGGAACAAAAGAGUACAGUUUAUGCUGAUGCCGAUGAUGUAUAAAAUGGGAGUAAUGAUGACAAUGUUAAUGGUAAUAACGGCAAUCUCAGCGAAGGGACUUCUCAUAGGCGUUAUAUUGUUAGUGCUCAAACUUAGCACCUUUCUGGCGAAAUUGCAUUCCGGCUGGCAUGCACCGCAACCGUGGUCAUCACCGCAACCAGUUCACGUACAUGUUCACGGCACUUUUCCGCACGUUCAUCCGCAAAUGUACCAAAGCUGGGAACCGGCGAGCGGUCCCGCAUACGAGGACCCAUAUUACUACAAGGGAUAA